Xenopus laevis (African clawed frog) is the source of this 4185-nucleotide messenger RNA. It is a transcript of the gene ark2c.S, whose product is annotated as ring finger protein 165 S homeolog. The record is from RefSeq and is a predicted model, not a curated record. NCBI's taxonomy places the organism in Eukaryota, Metazoa, Chordata, Amphibia, Anura, Pipidae. Gene Ontology annotation, biological process: positive regulation of BMP signaling pathway; motor neuron axon guidance. The transcript is spliced from 8 exons. Gene Ontology annotation, cellular component: nucleus; PML body. Bases 16 to 1323 code for a protein of 435 amino acids. Gene Ontology annotation, molecular function: ubiquitin protein ligase activity; zinc ion binding.
GCCCUGCCCCCUCUCAUGGUGCAAAUCCAUAAAGAAAGCGGAGGGAAGAGCUUUGAGCUGCAGAGAGCUGCCCCUCCCCCAUCCCAGGCCUCCUCUCAUUGGCUGCGCUCAGACUUCGGGUUGCUCCUCCCUUUGUGUCAGGGCAGCUGGAGCGCAAUUCCGUGUACAGUGAGUGAGGGAUCUGAGGAGGGAGAAGCAGCAGCAGCGGAGCGUUUCCAUGGAGCGACUGUCUGGCAACAACGAGCAGUAGCACCGGCCCGACUCCAGCGACCCAGGAUGGUUCUGGUGCACGUUGGAUAUUUAGUUCUUCCAGUCUUUGGCUCCGUGCGGAACCGAGGUGCCCCAUUUCAGCGCUCCCAGCAUACUCAUGCUUCCUCCUGUCGCCACUUCCACCUGGGCCCCCAGCCUCAGCUCCCAGACUUCUCUCUGCAUCACCACCCUGUCCAGCCCCAACAAGGAAUGACCACGCACAUGGCCACGGCCCACCAGCAUAAUGGGCCACUGCACCAGCCCCUGCCACCCCUUCCAGGCCUGCAAUUCCAGGAGGUGGCGGGACCCUCCUUCCUACCUCAGGCCCUGCACCAGCAAUACCUCCUCCAGCAGCAGCUUCUAGAGGCCCAGCACCGCAGAUUCGUCCCUCACCCAAGGCGUACCCAAGAGCGCAUGUCUGUCCAUCCUCACCGGUUACGCCCAGGCUUUGACUUCAGCCACCAACUACAAAUUUCUCAACCAUUGGGGCCUAGAUACUUGGCUGAAGGCACAGACUGGGACCUCAGUGUUGAUGCCGGUUUGACUCACACACAGUUCCAGGUUAGGCCGGUCCCACAAAAUUAUCAGCAUUACCUGACGACUCCACGAUUGCACCACUUUCCUAGGGGCACUUCCUCAACUCAGAUGGUGGUCCAUGAGAUCAGAAAUUACCCCUACCCACAGCUCCACCUGCUGGCGCUCCAAGGUCUCAGCCCGACGCGGCACACGUCUGCAGUGAGGGAAAGCUAUGAAGAGCUGCUGCAGUUGGAGGACAGACUGGGGAGCGUGAGUCGAGGAGCAGUGCAGAACAUCAUUGAGAGGUGUACCUUUCCACACAAAUACAAGAAGAGGAUCCCACAUGAUGGGAAAGAUGCAAAAGAAGACGAGGAAGAGUCGGAUACAGAUGAGAAAUGCACAAUAUGUCUGUCCAUGCUGGAGGAUGGGGAGGAUGUCAGGAGGUUACCCUGUAUGCAUCUGUUCCACCAAGUGUGCGUAGACCAAUGGCUAGCGACGAGCAAGAAGUGCCCGAUCUGUAGAGUGGACAUUGAGACACAACUCGGCGCCGACAGCUGAGACCACCUCUUUCCUCCAUGUUUUUUACUUAUCAGGUCAUGUGGCCAUCGCCUGCAGCAAACAUUUGCCUUCUGAGCCAUUUGAUAUAGAGAAUUGCCUGCGAGCACCGUAUCCUGAGGAUGAGCUUGUGGGCCCGUAGUCAUUUCUAGAGGAUCUUAACAGCCAUAAAGCCCAGUUGAUGAGUUUGGAAGCUGGUCUUCCUCAAGCCAAAGGGUCCGAGUGGUGAAGAGGACAAGUAGUCGUAAUGGUGAAGGAAUCCAAUGUUGGUAGCCUUGAAGGGAUUGCGUGUAUAUACCUCUCAAAUCAUUAGCGCCCCCCUAGGGGUCCUUAGCUAUUUCUGUGGAUGGCAACUGGAGCAUGUUCUUAAGCCUAAUGUUCAGUGUUUGGUGCACUAGUCGCCCUGUGGUGGUGCUGGUGGUGGUGGACAUCUUCUUGCUCUUGUCCUCAUUUUGCACCAAAUAAUCAUUUUCCUCUGGAUCUGUUAUUUUUUGUUAUGUUGAAUUAUGAUUUCGGUGCCUGAAUGAGCAAAAACAUCGAAACUCCCCAUCUUCCACCGUACAAGGAGGCACCAAUCCUGUUUACAGUUCAAAAAAAAAAACGGAUUGGGAGCCUCGCUGGGGGCCAUGUUUAUUUAUUCGCUUUGGUUUAUGUUUACAGUGGGGGGCAUUACUAAGGUGGGGGGCCUCGAACAAACCUUUCAGUCUAUAAUGAUAGAGCCGCUGGGUUCUGUCCGCUGAUGUUGGAUUUCACUAAAAUAAGCACAAAACAUUCUGCCAUAUUUGUCCUCCAAAGACUCAGGCCGCUGUAUCUCACGAGAGCGCCCCCCUGUGGACGCAAACACAUGCAGGAACCUAUCGUCCUUGGUCAACGCAAGCUUCCCUAAAAAGGGAGGGUCUCACUACUGCCAUAACUAUUCCUCUUGGUAUUCCCACACAAUCCAGAACCAGAGUGCCGCCAUCUUGCCCUAGGGCAGCAAAGCAACAGGUCAUUUCUAGGGCUGCACCAAGUCCAUCAUUUUGGAUUCAACAAGAGAACCCAAACCCUAAUUUUCAUAUUCAUAUUUGACUUAUUUGUCCAUAACUCUAAAGUCACAUGACUUCAAGGGUUCGGAAUCCCGGAUCCGGUGCAGCCCCAGUAAUCUGAUAGCACAACAGAGCUCUCGGUCUUGCCUCUAGAACUGGACCCACCAGUAUUACCGCAUUAGGGUUCAGUUACAGACAUUGAGCUUUAUACCACAAUGUGCCAAAAAAAUGGGAAGGGGCAAAAGGUUAGUCACGUGAUUCUUUGCACAUCGUGGCAGUCAAGGGGCGGCUCUUUUAGAAGGGGUGUGGUUUGGGGGGUGUCCCAAAUGGUGCUUAUAUUCAAAAAUUAAAAGUCUCUGCACGGGUGACGGGAACCAAAGUAAUUUCAUUAAUAUUUCCCAUUACUUUUUAUCUAAUUGAUUUCUUAUAUUGAUUUUCUCCCUCCAUUUAUCGACAGUCCUCAGCUACGCCAUUAAUCUAUCGCCAUUUAUCCUGGGACCCAGUUCCCACAUGCACUUGUGCGCUCUGCUUAACCAACAAAAGGCUAAACUUUCUUUAAAUGAACAUUUCAUAGGUGGCCUCAACAUUUUUGCAAUUGGCCUUCAUUUUUUUUUUUUUAUAUUUUUAAUUAUUUCUUUUCUGGAUUUCUGAAUUUCUAUUCAGGCCUUUGCCAUUUAUCCUUCACUCUGACAUUCCAAAAAAUACCCAGUUAAUAGGGCCAACAGCCACAGGAACCAAAUUCCAAACUGGAAAGCUGAAGAACAAUAAAAAAAUGUAUUUGUGUAUUGUAAAAUUGCUUUAUGUUGACAUCAUAACUAUAAAUUAAUUGAAAGGUGAAUUUCCCCUUGAAAAUCUGAAAUUAUGAGCCCUUAGGCCCUGAGCAGAAUUUCCAGCCCACAGAGCAUCAAAGGGGUGUUUCCAAAUAAUCCCAGGAAGUCUUCAACCCCACCCCUUUCUAAUAGGUUCCACCUAUUUUCAACCAAUUACAUAGUUAACACCCACGUGCUGCAGGUAUGGCACCUCCCUGAACGGCACGGAUUUAAAGGGACACUAUUUAUUAUAUAUUUAAAUGCGUAAAGUUGCAUCUCACAAGUCAAAAUAAACAAUAUAAAAAAUUAUAUAUAUUUAAAAAGCUCUUAAUUUUGAGUGACAGGGCUAGGUGGGCAUUGCCAAGCAUGUGUUCCUUUGUUGUUCCUUUUCAUUGCAUGUGCCACCUAGUGGCAAAGUAUAUAUAAAAAAUUAAAUAUUUCUAAUAUAUGGGUUGGAAAUAUCUGUAAAUCAAUAAAAUGAAUUCUAAAAAGAAUAAAUGAAAUAGUAUUUAUGAGUUGUAGUAAAGGUUUUAAUAUAUACUAUAUUAACUUAAAAAAAAUAGACAAGUGGUAGUGUCCCUUUAAAUAAAUGCCAGCUUAAGUACAAUGAAGUCAAUUUGGUGAUUUUGGUUGAUCCCCAAGAGUCAAAUGAAGACUAGUAAAACUUGGAAAUGUUCCUUAACAGGUUGAGAAAAAUCUAGGUAGCCAUUUUGGAUGGAUUAAAGGGUUAGUUCACCUUUACGUCAACUUUUAGUAUGUUAUGGAAUGGCCUAUUCUUAGCAACUUUUACAUUGGUAUUUAUUUUUUAUUUUUGUAUAUAUUUUGAAUUAUUUGCCUUUUAAUUCUACCUCUUACCAACUUCCAGUUUCAAAUGCUAUGUCUAAUGGGGGUUCACUAACCCCUGUAAUCAAAUAACUAAUUAUUAUUAUAUACCUUUCUCUUGAGGCCCUAUUCAUUUCAUUCAGUCUGUUAUCCAAACCACUGCCUGGUUGCUAGGUUAAAUGGCACCCUAGCAACCACUUUACAUACAA